UCUAUUUUUGCGUGACGUGAUGUAUUUUGUCAUUUUUUGGUCGACAAAGUUUUGAUUUUUAAGGAAAAGCGUUUAAAAAAUACUGUGUUUAGUUUAAGUGCGUGUUUUAGAUGAAAUGAAAGUGUGUUAGUAAUAAAUUGUGUUUAAAAUGGAAGAAGACUUGGGUAGAAUAAAAUCUUUACCAUUGUCAUAUCUUCCUCUAAGAACUCGCGAAUUGUUAUCAUGCCUGUUGGAUACUCCAAAAAUCAUCCCAACCGAUGGACCUGUGAAGCUGCCCAGAGACUGGCGGGGCUUGGCUGACUUAGUCAAUGUGUCGUCUGAAAGGGCCGCCUACAUCCGCUUACAACCACAAAAGACUGUGAAAGUAUUGGAAAUAUGGCAGAAAGACAGCUCAGCAACAGUUGGACACUUGAUGCAGCAUUUGGAGCGCUUAGACCGCUUCGAUGUGUAUGAUGACUUAUGUGAUGAUCUCAAAGAAGCAAUUAGUAAGGGAGAACUCUUAGAUAAGCCACAAGCAAAUGAACAAAAUCAAAUAGCAAUAAAUAACAACCACAUUAACAACAAUCACCACAAUAUCAGAUCCAAUGAUGAAGAGAGAGAGUUUGACCCUAUAACAUUUGAUGAUGGCCCGGAUUAUGAGCACCACUAUGAUGCAUUCGUGCUAUAUGCUAAGGAAGAUCAGCAGUUUGUUAAUGAACUGCUGUCUAGAAUGAGUGCUGAAGGGUUUCAGCUGUGCACGGAGGACAGGCUACAGCCGGGCCACGCGACGCCAUAUGCUCCUAUAACGAAGCUCAUGUUGGAGCGGUGCAAGAGAAUUAUCCUCAUCUGCUCGCCAGACUUCCUACUCGUCGAGUCUAAUAAGUACUACAGCGAAUAUGCACAGGCUGUCAGCAUUGAGUCACACAACCACAAGAUCAUCCCGAUAAUGUACCGCGAGUGUAAACUACCAUCGAAUCUGGCGUUCGUCCACAAACUGUACUACAAUAAAAACGAGAACAUGUACGACUUCUGGCGGAAACUGAAGCAGUCGCUUCAAACCGCACGAGACACCCCGAUUAGACCACGGAUCGCUAACAAUAACAAUGUAACCGUAAGCAGACUGAACAGUACAACAGUACCACAGGUGAAUAUCGUGGAACUGUUGCCGAGCAAUGUCAUCCCGGAUUACUCGGACGACCAGCUAUUCCUCCCGAGUCCUCCAACCGCGAGCCUUUCCAUGAGCUCGCUGAACGUUAAAGCUGCAGCUGACACCAACUCCUUGAGUAGCAUGAGCCAGCAAAGUGUGACUAGUAGCAAAAAGAAGAAGAAAUCUAAAAUCAUUCGACGUGUUCUCAAAUACUUUCGACCCUCAAAGUCCGAAGAAGCUAUAAUGGUGGCCCAUUAAUACCCGCUGUAUGCACUUGGGUAAUCAUUACGAAGUGUUAUUUUUAAAUCCCAAUUUAAAAGUACACACUUUAUGAAGGUUGCAAACUCUCGGAAUGCCUUGCAUUGUGAUAAUUGACUAUGCUUAUAAUGCGCAUGUUCGAAAUAAGAGAAAACUAUAAAACACAAAAAAACAUAUUGUCAUAAUACUAGGAACUAUUUUAUCUUCUAAGUUACAUUGUAUUUAGGUCUAUUAUUGUGUAGCUUGCUCAAACAUGUACUGCUUGUCCCUCAGCCACUCGGGUGUAUUUCUCAUUCGUACAUCUGUCGUAAUCUCUCCGUACAUUUUUUCAUGUGCUAAUAACAAUUACAAUGUACUUUUAAGAUAUACCGCCGUACUCAGAGUCAUUUAGUUCACUUAGUCCUUAGCAAUUCUUUUAGGAAGAAAUUCGUUACUAAAGAAUGGUUUAAGUGAUCAUUAAAUAUGUCUUAGUACGGCAGUAAGUCGCGUAUCUUUCUCAUGUUGCCUUAUCUUCUCAAUUUUACUACUAUAAUCGUGGCUAGAAAUAAGUUGUAAGAAUAAAGUAAAUAUAAAGACGAGAUAUUUUAGAUUAAUGUAAAAGAGAAACAUAUUUUGUAAAGUUGUUAUUAAAUUAAGUAUUUUUAGAUAUUUUAUUAGAUAAAAGAAUUAUAUUAGAUACGCAUCGUGGUUAUGUUGAUAACCUGUAUGCGGAGUUGCGGAUUAUAUUUCGAUAUAUCCAAUUCGAGCACAGCCGUGCGUCGCGAUAUGUAUACUGACUUGGUGAACAGGGCAAGAAUCAUUAUCAAAUCUGUUCGCCUUAUAUUUACUUGAUUAUAUUUAAUUAUCUAUGAAGGACAUCCACUAAUCUGGUUUUAUAAGAAUCGCGGUUAAAUUCUCGUCAAGUUUCGAUACAAAAGGAGUUAUGAGCACAAAAUGGAAUUUAUAUUUAAGCUUCCGUUAGACGGAUCAAUAUUGUGAUUUUAUAUAAAUAUACAAGAGUUCGCCUUUUUGUAAAUUUUACUGAAGAUAUGUUUUAUCAAGUUAUUUGUAAUUAUAUUAAUUGAUACGUUACCUACAAUCGUAUUUUAUUGGACAAUUCU
Molecule: messenger RNA, 2484 nt
Organism: Spodoptera litura
Lineage: Eukaryota; Metazoa; Arthropoda; Insecta; Lepidoptera; Noctuidae
Product: myeloid differentiation primary response protein MyD88
Biological process (GO): Toll signaling pathway; MyD88-dependent toll-like receptor signaling pathway; toll-like receptor 4 signaling pathway
Cellular component (GO): plasma membrane
Molecular function (GO): TIR domain binding; Toll-like receptor binding
Source: RefSeq, a predicted model, not a curated record